UUCUCCCCGCUCGCUCACUUGCGCAACCUCGCGACUCCACACGUGUCGUACCGGCUGUGCCGUGCUGUAGGAGCCAGCCCCACUGCUCAAGCGGGAGUCGCGGAAGAGAUGGAAAAACUGCGGGCGAACCUCCGACCUCCAGGCGUCGCGAACAAAUAACGAUGGGCGCUUCUCCUCCUCAGUGCGCCCGCGUCGUGAAGCCCACGAGGUCGGAGGCCUGGGCUCUGGCAGCAGGCUGCCGCUGGACGCCGGAGGCAUCGGGCCGGGCUGCUCAGAGGCGUGCCCGCGCGACAGGCGCGCCCGCCCCGGCCGACAGGCCUGCGCUCGCACGAGGCGCGCCGGGCCCCGGCCAACGUCGGGCGCUGCUGCGUGGGGGGGGGCCAUCAGCUCAGAUCUCCGACGGUGUGCUUUGCUCAUCUCGGCGCCUCUCCUCGACCUCGGUCUCCCGGGGGGCCGUCAUCGGGUCCCAGGGCCAUCGAUCGAGCACGGAUGCGCAAGGCCGCGCCGGCCAGGGUCGGGACGCCGACGCCGCUCGCUGGAGGAGCCUGGGCCAAGCCGAGCUCCACAGACUGCGGUCCGCUGUCACACCUGCGGCACAACGCAGCGUGCGAAUUAGUGUCGCCGGACAAUUCCCUCCGCACCUAUGUGGGCGCGGCGAGCCGCCCGCCGCCGUGCCACGGGGGGACGCCGCGGCGCCGCGGGGCGCGCGUCACCACAGCUCCUGCGCACGACCUUCGGUCACCAGCCGGUUGACGCAGUCAUUGCCGCGGCUGCCCAGCGCCGCGGCGAGCUGCUCGCGCACGGCGCGCCCCAUGGACACCGCGCCGC
Prorocentrum cordatum is the source of this 828-nucleotide messenger RNA. NCBI's taxonomy places the organism in Eukaryota, Dinophyceae, Prorocentrales, Prorocentraceae. The record is from the annotation of a GenBank genome assembly.